Messenger RNA from Eucalyptus grandis, 1005 nucleotides. RefSeq names its product glycosyltransferase BC10-like. Gene Ontology annotation, molecular function: glycosyltransferase activity. The record is from RefSeq and is a predicted model, not a curated record. Lineage: Eukaryota; Viridiplantae; Streptophyta; Magnoliopsida; Myrtales; Myrtaceae. The coding region runs from base 1 to 1005 and encodes 334 amino acids. The transcript is spliced from 9 exons. Gene Ontology annotation, cellular component: membrane.
AUGGCCUCACUCCUAAGUGGGGGAAACCUCGGUUCGGUGGUGAUGUUGCCUUCGGGUUUCGCGAUCCUACCUGAGAAGCCAACCGUGCCUGGAGGAGAUAGCCGUAGGAGUCUCUUGACUGUUGCAUUUCAAAUUAUGGAAGUGUCUGCAAGAGUGCAAAGUAAUAUCCUCCCUCGUCAUGUAGCUGAUGGGGUCCAGAAGAUCAUCUUAGGAACCGUCGAUUCGAUCCGUGCUACUUUGCGGGCUUCCAUUGAAGCAGAAAUCCUUCGCGCAAGAAGGGGUCACGAAGGGAGGUUCACAGUUUAUGUUCAUGCAUCGGCAGAAAAACCAAUACAUGUGAGGCAUUACUUCAUUGACCGAGACAUAUGGAGUGACCAGGUGGUGUGGGGUAAAAUUUCCAUGGUUGAUGCUGACAGACGGUUAUUGGCAAACGCUCUUGAAGAUCCUGAUAACCAACAUUUUGUGUUACUCUCUGAUAGCUGUGUGCCUUUGCAUACUUUUAACUAUGUGUACGAUUAUCUCAUGCACACAAUUAUCAACUAUGUUGAUUGCUUCUUGGAUCCAGGUCGAUAUGGGAAUGGCAGAUACGCAGAACAGAUGUUACCUAAAGUCAAGAGGAUAAAUUUCUGGAAAGGUGCUCAGUGGUUCACAAUGAAGCGGCAGCAUGGUUUGAUUCUUGUGGCAGACAGUCUAUAUUACUCGAAAUUCAGGGACCAUUGUCAGCCAGGUUUGGAUGGUAAAGACUGCAUUGCUGAUGAACACUACAUUCCAACCUUUCUCAAUAUGGUGGAUCCUGGCGGAAUCUCAACAUGGUCGAUGACACAUGUUGAUUGGUAUGAGAGAAGAGCGCACCCCAACUCCUACAAUGCUCGGUAUUUGCAUCCUUACUUACUUCAACAACUCUGUCCGUUCAAGUUGGGAAGCUCGCUGUUUCCACACAAACUAACACUUGAAGAUAAAAUUGGUAGCAUAACAGUCAACGGCACACCUCUGCUGCAAUGGUGA